AUGGACGUCAACCGCAUCAGCGGUUACAUCCCGGGGAAGAUCGUGUUCUUCCUCAUGCAGAUCUGCAAGGCGGGCAUGGCCGCGGGCCAGAGCCGCAAGAUCUGGCUCACGCGCCACGGGGAGAGCGAGUUCAACGUGCUGGGCAAGAUCGGCGGAGACUCCCUGCUCAGCCCCCGUGGCGCGGAGUACGCGCAGCGGCUGCCGGAGAUACUCGACUCGCGGCUGCCCCCCCGCGGCGGCGGCGGCGGCGAGGACGGGCGGGAGCUUUUGUUGUGUGUUGCGAUGUCGUCCACACGAUAG
Monoraphidium neglectum is the source of this 300-nucleotide messenger RNA. RefSeq names its product 6-phosphofructo-2-kinase/fructose-2,6-biphosphatase 2. The transcript is spliced from 4 exons. NCBI's taxonomy places the organism in Eukaryota, Viridiplantae, Chlorophyta, Chlorophyceae, Sphaeropleales, Selenastraceae. Bases 1 to 300 code for a protein of 99 amino acids. Gene Ontology annotation, molecular function: ATP binding; 6-phosphofructo-2-kinase activity; fructose-2,6-bisphosphate 2-phosphatase activity. The record is from RefSeq and is a predicted model, not a curated record. Gene Ontology annotation, biological process: fructose 2,6-bisphosphate metabolic process. Gene Ontology annotation, cellular component: cytosol.